AUGUUAAUUGUUGUGCUGUUACUCGGCCCUCCUCCUAGACUGCCUCGACAGAAUGCCGUGUGGAGUACCCCGCUGGUGUCCUUCCUUAAGUUGAAUAUUGACAUCGCCUUGGACCAUGAAAAUUGUAGAAUGGGGUUUGGUUGGAUUGUUAGAGACGAUGCGAGAAUUGUGAUGAGUGUGGUUAUGUUUUCUAUCCCGGGGCUAUUCUCGGUGAAGGAAGUGGAGGCGAUAGGGGCCCGAGAAGCUUUGAGUUGGAUUAAGGAUAAGGGAUGUCAACGGGUGAUCUUGGAAAGUUAUGCUCAAUGGGCAACAAAUGCUAUUGAGAAAGACGUGAAUAAGUCUCCUUUUGGGACUGUUAUACAUGAGAUAAAGUUGUUUUUGCAGCAUCUUCCUUAUGUUAAAUUUGUAUUCGUUCAGCGUAGUGGGAAUAGGCAUGCUCAUGUUCUAACAAGGCAAGCUUUAUGUACUUCUGAGGAGGAAAGCGUUGAGUGUUUUGAUUUUAUCCCUUCUUUUCUCUCAGAUUCAGUUUGUAAAGACAUUUUGGUUGAUUAA
Molecule: messenger RNA, 552 nt
Organism: Ipomoea nil (Japanese morning glory)
Lineage: Eukaryota; Viridiplantae; Streptophyta; Magnoliopsida; Solanales; Convolvulaceae
Exons: 1
Coding region: 1-552 (183 amino acids)
Molecular function (GO): nucleic acid binding; RNA-DNA hybrid ribonuclease activity
Source: RefSeq, a predicted model, not a curated record